AUGAAGGUCCUUCUUCUCGCCUUGAUCCUUCUCCUUCCAUUGGUCUUCACCGAGAAUGAUUUCUCAGCUGCCUUCGAUGGAAUCAUGGAUGGAGCCAUGGACGGAUACUACCGUCACCAGUACCCAGUGCUCUCUCGUCAACGGCGAUAUCUCGAGACUGCCAAGCAACGACGAUGCGGAAGCAAGCUCAUGGAGGCCGUCACUGCUGCAUGCCAGCGUGGCUGCGAACCAGGUUCCGGUGUCAGCCUCUCCACUCUUUGUUGCUCCGAAACUUGUAAUUACCAAGACAUACGAUCGGUUUGCUGCAUUGAGAAAUUUUGA
Caenorhabditis remanei is the source of this 321-nucleotide messenger RNA. RefSeq lists its product as uncharacterized. Lineage: Eukaryota; Metazoa; Nematoda; Chromadorea; Rhabditida; Rhabditidae. The record is from RefSeq and is a predicted model, not a curated record. Gene Ontology annotation, molecular function: hormone activity. Gene Ontology annotation, cellular component: extracellular region. The coding region runs from base 1 to 321 and encodes 106 amino acids. The transcript is spliced from 2 exons.